Molecule: messenger RNA, 1749 nt
Organism: Cydia amplana
Lineage: Eukaryota; Metazoa; Arthropoda; Insecta; Lepidoptera; Tortricidae
Product: ecdysone oxidase-like
Exons: 3
Coding region: 1-1749 (582 amino acids)
Molecular function (GO): flavin adenine dinucleotide binding; oxidoreductase activity, acting on CH-OH group of donors
Source: RefSeq, a predicted model, not a curated record
AUGGAUGCUGCAUUAGCCGUUGCAAGAAUCAGAAGAAUUCAAGCAGCCUUAAAGGUUCUAGUUGUUCUGGGGCUAACCGCAAUACACUGGCCUCAGCAAGCAAUCGUAUUAGAUGGCGCUCGCUACAGUUUCAUCAUAGUGGGCGGUGGCACUGCUGGGUGCGUGCUCGCCAACCGGCUGACGGAGCGGUACCAUUUCAACGUUCUGCUCAUUGAGGCUGACGGCGAUCCGCCGUUUGAGUCCAUGCUUCCAGGGUUAGUAGGUUACCUGCCUAAAACAUCCGUAGACUGGAACUACACUGAGCAAUACGACCGAAACAAAGAAUUUUACCAAAACAACAUUGAAUUGCCAUUAACGCAAGGCAAAAUGCUAGGCGGGUCCAGCAGCAAUAGUUACAUGAUCUACGCAAGAGGACAUCCCCACGAUUACAACUCUUGGGCUAAUAAAGUCGGCGAUCAGUCAUGGAAUUAUGACAAUGUAUUACCUUACUUCAAAAAGAGUGAGCAUUUGGACGAUCCCGAAAUCCUCUGGUCAGAGUACUCUAUGUUUCACGGCACUGCAGGCUAUAUGCACAUCACGAAAGAACCUCACCUUGAAACCAAACCCUAUCUGAAUAUGUUCAAGGAGCUAGGACACAAAAUUCGUAUAGAUUUUAACGGAGAUGAAUAUUUAGGAUAUGGCGAGCCUACUUUUACUAUAAGCGAAGGAGUAAGGCAGAGUACAGCCUUUAGCUUUCUUAGACCAGUCAAAAACAGACAUAAUCUACAUGUUGUCAAGAACACACUUGUUACAAAAAUUUUAUUCGACGACUAUAAGAAUGCUAUAGGAGUACAAGCUUUGACUCAAGAUCGAAAAUUAAUAAAUAUAAUGGCGGAUAAAGAAGUUAUACUAACAGCUGGGGCAUUCAACUCCGCCCAAUUACUCAUGCUUUCUGGCAUUGGCCCUAAAAAAGAUUUACAAUCCUUAGGAAUUAAGGUAGUUUCUGAUCUGCCAGUCGGUCAAGUUUUAAAAGAACAUCCUGCAGCUUUACUUGCAUAUAAAAUGAAGAGAUCAAAUGAUCCGCCGAAACCUCAGAACCCUGCAGAAUUUCCGAUGCCUUGUAUAACCGGUUAUAUAACAUUAUAUAAAACCCAUACCUAUCCGGAUUCUGAAUCUAUAUGUUAUAUUAUUCCCAACGACUCGGAUGCGGCAUUGUCAAUGUGUUCCUUCAAUCUUGGUCUUAAUUACAAUACAUGUCAAGCUAUUUAUGAAGCUGGAAAAGGUAGAGAGAUACUGUUGUGUUUACAAGCUCUGUUACAUCCCAAAUCAACCGGCAAAGUUGAGCUAGCUAGUAGAAACUCAGAGGACAAACCACUGGUCUACUUAAGAGCUUAUUCAGAGAAGGAAGAUGUAGAAACAAUGGUAAAGGCUUGUGAAGAGUUGGAUAAAAUUAGAACUACAAGUUAUUUUAACAGCGUUGGUGGUGAAGCUAUUGAUCUCAGAUUGCCUAAAUGUAAAGGAUUGGAGUAUGGAACUAAGGCAUAUUGGGAUUGCCAUGUUUUGAGUACGAGGAUGACAUUGUGGCACUACAUUGGGGCCUGUAGUAUGGGUCGGGUGGUAGAUUCAAAAUUGCGUGUGUUCGGUGUUCGAGGCCUGCGAGUCAGCGAUAGCUGCGCUAUACCACUACUCCCGCGUGCGAAUAUCUUAGCAGCUGUUGUCAUGGUCGCUGAAAAGGGAGCUGACAUUGUCAAAGCUGAGCAUGGUGGUUAA